Molecule: messenger RNA, 2149 nt
Organism: Camelina sativa (false flax)
Lineage: Eukaryota; Viridiplantae; Streptophyta; Magnoliopsida; Brassicales; Brassicaceae
Source: RefSeq, a predicted model, not a curated record
UUCCCUAGUGGGUCUUUGAUGUCUGAGUCUGAGAGAGCAUGUGAAGCCCAACUAAACGAGUCAGGAGGUCUCUUUUGGGGGUAAGCCGAGUCCGUCACGAACGUCUUCGUCUCCAGCGAUUCCUCUCUCACCUCACGUAUCUAAAACUCUCCGGUUUGUUUUCCGUUCAUCUCAUCGGAAUUUUUCCCCGGAAACUUUCCCGAUUCGUCUCUAUACCUCUCUCUCUCUCUCUCUCUCUCUCUCUCUCUCUGUGAUUUUGAGUAGAUUUUGGUUCCGUAUGAUUAGGGUUUGAAGGGAGGUGAUUGUGGUGGUGCCUUUUUGUUGUUCGUGGUUUUUUAUUUCACUGUAAGUUAGAAAUUGGGCUCCAGUUGAUUUUUUUUCCUUAGGGUAUUCUUCUUCCUUGAGUUCUACAAAUGUCAGAAGGUUCGAGACGGAGUAGGGUCACUAUUACUCUAGGGCGUAGCGGUCAGGUGGUGAAUCGAGAUGCGAGUGAUAUAGAUGCUGGUUAUGAGUUGCCUAGAGUUGGGACCAAGCGGUCUGCUAAAGAAAGAUUAGGGAAUCAGUUAGAUAGUUCUCUUUACGGAGGAAGCGAAGAAGUGGUCAGUAAAAGGCAAAGAGGGGAAGCAAGUUUAAGUGGAAAUGAUUUGCAGAUCAGUCAAAAUGAUCUCCGGUUCAAACUGCUGCAGAAAAAUGCCCAGAGACGAGCUCAGAGCAAUGGAGGUAGCACUAUGGAUCUUCGUGAAAAGCUCUCCAGGAGCGAGCAGCCUCCACGUAGCCUUGAUACUCGACCACUUAUGGCUGAGCUGAGGGAUGUUCCUUUACCUUCAUCAAGAACUGCUCGUGGUUCCUCUCAGAUGAUUUCAUCAAGUAGUUCGUAUGCUCCAUGGGCCCUGGAAGAUUUACGACAAAGGUCUCCAGAGAGAUUUGUGGAUACUUCCAGGGGUCCAUCACCUCCAAGAAAUGAUGGACGUAUGAUUGGCAUUCCAAGGGCUCCAUCGCCCCCAAGAAAUGCUGGAAGGAUAAUUGGCAGUCCAAGGGAUAGAUCACCUCCAAGAAAUGCUGGAAGGAUUGGCAGUCCAAGGGAUAGAUCACCUCUACGAAAUGCUGGAAGGAUCGGUAGUCCGAGGAAUAGAUCACCUCCAAGAAAUGCUGGAAGGAUUGGUAGUCCAAGGUAUAGAUCACCUCCACGAAAUGCUGGAAGGAUUGGCAGUCCAAGGGAUAGAUCACCUCUACGAAAUGCUGGAAGGAGAAUUGACCCUCCAAGGGAUCUAGCAUCACCGCCAAGGAGCACCAGAAGCUUCAGUAGUGCCUCUAGGGCUCUGUCCCCAGCUAGAAAUGUGGGAAGCUACAUGGGUUCUUCUCUGGGGUUUUCCCCGCCUAGGAAUCCUCGAAGCUACAUGGGUUCUUCCAGGGGUUCUCCUCCACGUAGUACUAUUGAAGAUUUUCAUGGACGAAGCAGGAUGCUUGAUGAUGUGAGAGCGCCAUAUCCUGUUAGAGGUGUACUAAAUGGUCAAGCCCCAGCAAGUGGUGCUCCUUUCGCCAGGCCAAUGUUACCUCCUCCAGUCCCAAACCCACAUCCGUUACCUCCUUUGAGACAACUUCCUCCUUUUGGAAGUAUGAUGCAGAACAAUCCCUUCUCUGUGGAAGAGCCUCUAACAGUUGAUAGCUUUCUAAACUCAAUUGGACUUGGAAAAUACUCCCUUGCCUUUAAGAGAGAGGAAGUGGAUAUGACCACAAUAAAACAGAUGAAAGAAAGUGAUCUAAAAGAUCUCAUAAUACCAAUGGGUCCAAGGAAGAAGAUCCUUCAAGCUAUAGCGUCCCUUCCGACGCGGUAGCUAUGGAAAAAAACGGGUUUUGGCUUUCUGGCUGCUUCUCACUCUUUUUUUGGUAUUCUUAGCCUCUAUGGGGAUCGAAACUAUGAUAAUUUUUUGAGAUCCAACCCGAAACUUUUCUCUCCGGAUGAUGAUUGUAGGCAGCGGAAACUUUUCUUUUGUAAUUCUUCUUCUCUGUUAUGGAUUUUUGUUUUUCUGUUUCUGGUAUUACAAUAUGUUAACCCAAGCAGUCUCUAAUUGUGAAGUGCGACGGUGUUUUGGUGUAAUACAAACACUCUUUUUGGUUGGUAUAUAAAUAACUGAAUCUCGAUCUGUUA